Triticum turgidum subsp. durum (durum wheat) is the source of this 1053-nucleotide messenger RNA. Lineage: Eukaryota; Viridiplantae; Streptophyta; Magnoliopsida; Poales; Poaceae. The record is from the annotation of a GenBank genome assembly.
AUGGCGGAAUCGAACUCGUACGAGGAGCAGCGCCGGAGGCAGAUUGAGGAGAACCGCCGGAAGCUGGAGGAGCUCCGCCUGCACCACCUCUCCGCCGCCGUCCGCGAGGCCGCCGCCAGGCCCAAGCCCAACCCCAAGCCCAGGCCGGUCCGUCAGAUCCUCUCCCUUCUUCUUCCUUGCCUCGGGUCGGUCUUCCGUUUCCUUUUCGCCCGUGCCCGUAUAUAUCACUGGUCCGCUCGUCCGGUGUCGCAGAAGCGCAAGGCCCCGGAGCCCGGCGAUCUCCGGCGGUCCGGCCGCGUCGCCGGCCUCCCGGAGCAGCCCAACUACCUCGAGGGCGCACUUCAGCGCGACUACCGUGGAGUGUACGAGGCGUAUGCCGCUUCGAAAACGCCGACCGCCGAGGAGAGGGCCGGCGCCGUCGCCAAGGCCGAGGAGCUCAAGCGCCGGAUCCACCGCAUCCGCUGCCCCGCCUUCGUCAGGCCCAUGUCCCACGAAUGCGCCACCAGAUCAAUCCUGAUGCAAAUCCCCAAGCACUUCAUCGAGUAUCUCCCGGCGCACGAUGAGGCAGCCGUCUUGGUGGACGAGGCGGAUGACGAGUUCCACAUGAUGUACAAUGCCCACAGAAAGGGCAAACACUGUCACUACUACCUCGACAAGGGGUGGAGACGGUUUGCUGCCGACCAUGACCUUGCCGAUGGCGAUUGCUUGGUUUUCCACAUGACGGAGAGGGUAAAGUUCAAGGUCUACAUUUUUAGAGCAAACCCAGACUAUGAAAGCGACCAAACUUCCGAUGACUCUGAUGAUGAAGAGAGAAGCACGCUCUCCGCUGAUGUUGGAAUCGGCUACCGCGAUUUCGUGCUGGUUGCGUGUAGAGUUGCAAUCUCAGACCCUGCCAUUGUAGCAGACCUGCAUUAUAACAUAGGUUUGAUAGGAGUAGCAGAAAUUCUGCAGGGCAAAGUGUCUUGGUGGCUUGGGAGUAAUCGACUUGAACUUGCAGAGUCUGGCAUUCCAACUGCAAUGGGCUUGGCUGAAGCGCAUAGAUCUGGCUGCUAG